This is a messenger RNA of Formica exsecta, 2499 nucleotides long. It is a transcript of the gene Sec15, whose product is annotated as exocyst complex component 6B. Gene Ontology annotation, biological process: exocytosis; intracellular protein transport; Golgi to plasma membrane transport. NCBI's taxonomy places the organism in Eukaryota, Metazoa, Arthropoda, Insecta, Hymenoptera, Formicidae. Gene Ontology annotation, cellular component: membrane; exocyst. The record is from RefSeq and is a predicted model, not a curated record. Bases 123 to 2429 code for a protein of 768 amino acids. The transcript has 13 exons.
UAUAAGGGAGUUAGCGAUCUAGUAAUAUAUAAAGUCUGUGCUUGUGGCUCGGUUUCUGACUUUUAUUCUGUUUCUAAUGUUUUGUAAGCUUUAAUCCUUUUUAACGAUUUUCGGAUUUGGCGAUGAUGCAGCGAUACGAUAUUCUGAUUCAGGAAAUCGAGGGCAUCGACGAUUAUUUGGGCCCGACUUUUCGAGCAAUUUAUGAUGGACAUGAACAUCAAAAGUUUAUGGAAAAACUUGACGAUUGUAUUAAAACUCAUGACAAGGAUAUCGAAAGGAUGUGUAAUCAUCAUUAUCAGGGAUUUAUUGAUUCUAUUAGGGAACUCUUACAAGUUCGCUCUCAAGCCCAACAACUGAACGCAGAAAUAUUAGAGCUUGAUAAACACAUUACUGCUACAUCCACCAAAGUGAUUGAAAUGGGUGAAGAACUUGUAAAAGCUCGCAAGGUUGAGAACAAUAUGGCUGCUGCUGUAAACAGUCUCACUAUGUGCCUUCCUGUCUUAGCCGCAUAUGCUAAGUUGCAAAAGCAAUUAAAGGACAAACGUUUUUAUCCGGCAUUAAAAACACUGGAACAGUUAGAACAUCGUGAUUUGCCAAAAGUUACAAAUUAUAGAUUUUCUUUUCAAAUCACGCAACAAAUACCACGAUUGCGGGAAAAUAUAAAAGAUGCCUCUAUGUCUGAUUUACGAGAUUUUCUAGAAAAUAUUAGAAAAUAUUCGCCAAAAAUUGGUGAAGUUGCCAUGAGACAUACUGCUGAACAAUUAGCGACUGAAGCGGAAAUUAUUGGAAGGAAGAAAAGAAGGUCUCGUAUCAAUGAUCGAUUAAAUGAGGCUGAAGAGGAAUUGAGUGCUCGAGACUUGAUGGAUUUCAGUCCGGUAUAUCGAUGUAUGCACAUUUAUACCGUGCUUCGAGAGGAAGAAACUUUUAAAAUGUAUUAUAGACAACAGAGAAAACAACAAGCUAGACUAGUUUUACAACCACCUAUUAACAUGCAUGAGAGUACGAUCGGAUAUCAGACUUAUUUGCAAGGUAUUAUUGGUUUUUUUGUCAUAGAAGAUCACAUAUUGAAUACGGGUAAUGGACUAGCUACUCGCGCGUAUUUGGAUGAGCUUUGGGACAUGACAUUAUCCACGAUAGUCGAUGCUUUACGCACACAUUCGGCAUAUUGCACAGAUGCUACACUCAUAUUAAAAAUCAAGAAUCUCAUUAUGCUAUUCAAUACUACCUUAAGGAAUUAUGGCUAUUCCGUAGAACAACUUUGGGAUUUAUUACAAGAAAUUAGAGUGCAUUAUAACGAAGUGCUAAUGAAACACUGGGUUCAAGUUUUUAGGAAUAUUUUAGACGAAGAUAAUUUCUUGCCGAUUCAAGUCACAACGCAAGCGGAAUACGAUCAAAUUCUUAAUCUAUUUCCUUAUCAUGAUAAAAACUUGCAGGAAGCCGAGUUUCCCAAAAAAUUUCCAUUUUCGGACAUGGUACCAAAGGUCUAUCAGCAAGUGAAAGAAUUUAUUUAUGCUUGCUUAAAAUUUUCAGAGGAUUUGAAUUUUACCCAAACUGAAAUUGAUGAGAUGAUAUGCAAAUCGACGAAUCUUUUACUAACGAGAACUUUCAGCGGAUGUUUAUCGUCAUUGUUUCGCAAGCCUUCCUUAGCGCUUUUACAAGUAGUUCAAAUUAUAAUAAACACAGGAUAUCUCGAAAAAUCUACAAAAUAUUUGGAAGAAUUUGUUACUAAUAUUACUGGCACGUUACAUCAAGGGCAAUUGAGCUGUGUGGGCGUUGAAUCUGCCAUGUUUCGAGUCGCGCGAGAUGACGCCGAAAAACAGAUCUGCGAUAAAUUGAAAAACAAGUUGGAUGAAUUUUUAGAAUUGGAGAAUUAUGAUUGGAAUUUAGCGGAGCCUCAAGGACAUGCUUCGGGAUUCAUUACGGAUCUUAUAGCUUUCUUGCGGAGCACUUUAACAUGCUUCACUAAUUUACCAGACGAAGUAGCUCAAGUGGCAUGCAAAUCUGCGUGUUCUCACAUUGCUAAAGCCAUAUUAGAUAUAUUAAUCAGUGAAGAUGUGAAACAGAUAUCUAUGGGCGCGUUGCAACAAGUUAACUUAGAUACGAUACAAUGUGAACAAUUUGCUGCUUCCGAGCCAGUCAUUGGUCUACCAGAAGGAACUUUAUUGCAAUACUUUUUGCAAUUAAGACAAUUACUAGAUUUAUUUAUGAGCUGGGAUUGGCCUACCUAUUUUCAUGAUUAUGGUCAGGAUUCUAGUAAAUAUAAUUUAGUAACUCCAAAUAUGGCUGUGCUUCUACUAGAAAAAUUGAAAGAAUCUGAUAAAAAAACCAUGUUUUCUGUGUUGAAGAAAAGUGAAAGGGAUAAAAAGAAAUUGCUUGAAACUGUAUUAAAGCAGUUGCGGCAAUUGGCACAGACUACCCAACAGCAGUAAAAGUUGCAAUAUAUUUAAUGUAAUGUAUGUGUUCUAAGAAAAUGUGUAAAUAUAUAAUUUUUAUAAAUAA